Messenger RNA from Ostreococcus tauri, 1428 nucleotides. Lineage: Eukaryota; Viridiplantae; Chlorophyta; Mamiellophyceae; Mamiellales; Bathycoccaceae. The record is from the annotation of a RefSeq genome assembly.
AUGGCACCACAAACUGAAACUAAAACUGGUACUGGAUUCCAGGCUGGAGUAAAAGACUACCGUUUAACAUACUACACUCCUGACUACCAAGUUAAGGAAACUGACAUUCUUGCUGCAUUCCGUAUGACUCCACAACCAGGAGUUCCUGCUGAAGAGUGUGGAGCAGCUGUAGCAGCUGAGUCUUCAACUGGUACUUGGACAACUGUAUGGACAGAUGGUCUUACUCAACUUGACCGUUACAAGGGACGUUGUUACGACCUUGAGCCGGUUCCUGGAGAAGACAACCAGUUCAUCGCGUACGUUGCUUACCCACUCGACCUUUUCGAGGAAGGAUCAGUAACAAACCUUUUCACAUCAAUCGUAGGAAACGUAUUCGGAUUCAAGGCACUUCGUGCUCUCCGUUUAGAAGACCUUCGUAUUCCUGUAGCAUACUGUAAGACUUUCCAGGGUGCUCCUCACGGAAUUCAAACUGAGCGUGAUAAGCUUAACAAGUACGGACGUGGACUUCUUGGAUGUACUAUUAAGCCUAAGCUUGGUCUUUCAGCUAAGAACUACGGACGUGCAGUAUACGAGUGUCUUCGUGGUGGACUUGACUUCACGAAGGAUGACGAGAACGUAAACUCACAGCCAUUCAUGCGUUGGCGUGACCGUUUCCUUUUCGUAGCUGAGGCUAUCUACAAGUCUCAAGCUGAGACUGGUGAGAUUAAGGGACACUACCUUAACGCAACAGCUGGAAACGUUGACCAGAUGCUUAAGCGUGCUCAAGUAGCUAAGGAACUCGGAAUGCCUAUUAUUAUGCACGACUACCUUACUGCUGGAUUCACAGCUAACACAACUCUCGCUACUUACUGUCGUGAAGAAGGACUUCUCCUUCACAUUCACCGUGCAAUGCACGCAGUAAUUGACCGUCAGCGUAACCACGGAAUCCACUUCCGUGUACUUGCUAAGGCUCUCCGUCUUUCAGGUGGUGACCACCUUCACUCAGGAACUGUAGUAGGUAAGCUUGAGGGUGAGCGUAACGUAACUCUUGGUUUCGUAGACCUUAUGCGUGAUGCUUACGUUGAGAAGGACCGUGACCGUGGAAUUUACUUCUCACAAGACUGGGCUUCUCUUCCAGGUGUAAUGCCAGUAGCUUCUGGUGGUAUUCACGUAUGGCACAUGCCAGCUCUCGUAGAGAUCUUCGGAGAUGACGCUUGUCUUCAGUUCGGUGGUGGAACUCUUGGACACCCAUGGGGGAACGCUCCAGGUGCAUCUGCUAACCGUGUAGCACUUGAGGCUUGUACUCAGGCUCGUAACGAAGGACGUGACCUCGCUCGUGAGGGUGGUGACGUAAUCCGUGCAGCUUGUAAGUGGUCUCCUGAGCUCGCAGCAGCUUGUGAAGUAUGGAAAGAGAUCAAGUUUGAGUUCGAUACUGUUGAUACUUUAUAA